GUGACGCUUCUAGAGGAACUCCCAGCUUCUCCAGUCACACAGCGCCUCUCCACCCAUGAAAACACCGGAGCGAGGGAUUCAGACCACACUGCGGGGAUAAUAACCACUACAAUUCAGAAGAGAAGUCCUUCAGCAUUUCGACGGCGGAGGGGUGCAGUGUGUGAAGAAGAGCUGAUGAGGUGAAGAAAGGUGGUUCAACUGUGGUUCAUCUGCUAGCCUGUCUAUUGGCCCUAACCCUGAGUGAUCCUUUCUCCCCCCCUCCCCAUCGCUUCAAGAGGAGGCUGGGCUCCCUCUGGGUGCAAGAAACACCAUGUGCCAAAACUGGAGAGGACUCACCACUGCCCCAUAGACCGCCAAACCUCUUGUGAAGCUUCCCCUCUAGUCUGAGGACCCUCCUAAUCCUCCACAUUGCCCACUGGCCAAGAUGAAGAAGGUGGCAGCAUGGUCGGCGGAGGACGUCUCUGACUGGCUGAGCAAAGAGGGGAUGCCGGAGUACAUAGACGCCCUGCGUCAGACUGACGGUCCUUCUUUGCUCCGGCUCAACGCGGCAGACGUCCAGAUGCCUCCCGUCUCGCUGGUGUCGUCCGACGGCGGGCAGCAGCUGUUGGAGCGACUGGAGACGCUGCGGAUAGAGACUCACAUCGAGGCACACAAAAAUGGCCAUGCGAAUGGGCACGCUGGCGGGCUACCUAACGGAACUAGCAAGCCUCAAAGGAAUGGCACGUUGGGGAUGAAGGACUUCAGGAUGGAGAUGGUCCACAUCCCCAUCCCUACAAUAGACACUAUGUGCACCUCGUUCCCCAUCGAGUGGGGGAAGACGGGCAUAGCGUUUCUCUACGCGGUGGUGUGCUUUGUUACCACCACCAUCGUCAUUUCAGUGGUCCAUGAGAGAGUACCACCAAAGGAGCACACCCCGCCGCUGCCCGAUAAGUUCUUCGACCUGUUUAACAGGGUGGAGUGGGCCUUCUCCAUCUGUGAGAUUAACGGCAUGCUGCUCGUGGGACUCUGGCUGAUACAGUGGAUUCUACUCAAGCACAGGUCAAUUAUAGGCAGGCGGUUCUUCUUCAUUGUGGGCACACUCUAUCUGUACCGGUGUAUUACAAUGUACAUCACCACUCUGCCUGUUCCCGGGAUGCACUUCAAAUGCUCUCCAAAGCUUCUCGGGAACUGGGAGGCACAGAUGAGGAGAAUAAUGAAGAUGAUUGCUGGUGGGGGCCUAUCCAUCACAGGCUCCCACACCAUGUGUGGAGAUUAUCUGUAUAGCGGCCACACCGUCAUGUUAACACUAACGUACCUCUUCAUCAAGGAGUAUUCCCCCAAGCGGUUCUGGUGGUACCAAUGGUUUUGCUGGACCUUGAGCGCUGUAGGGAUUUUCUGCAUCCUUCUGGCCCAUGACCACUACACUGUGGAUGUGGUUGUUGCAUACUUUAUCACUACACGCCUCUUUUGGUGGUACCACACUAUGGCCAACCAGCAGUCGCUGAAGGAGACGUCACAGAGUAACCCGUUCUCGCGGGUGUGGUGGUACAGACUGUUCCAAUACUUUGAGGAGAACGUCAACGGCACGGUCCCUCGUAACUAUCAGCUGCCGUUGUCAUUGCGAUCGUUGCAGUGGAGCCGCGGCGUGAAGUACAGCAAACUGGACAUCCAGUGACCCAUAUCAUGUCAAAGCAGGCGAGGACUAUGACUUCCAUAAGUGCUGUUUUUACCCAUGGAAGAUGGCCCUGUUAAAUGUAGCGCUGUCCUCUCACCUCUGGUAACAGCCACAUCCCUGUCCAAAUGGGUAGCACUGUGACCCACCUAGUAUUUUUUUUUUUUUUCCUCUAACUGUAUACAUAAAUAUAUAUAUUAUUUUUGUUUUUUCUCAUUCUCUUCUGGUAGUAUUUGCCAACACAGAGCACUAAUUUAUAUUUGUUUUGUGUCUUUUCCUCUUCGUGGGCCACACAACAGUUUAUGAAGCAUUUCGACAAAUCCUUUUUUCCCUCUCUGCACAAAACCAUAGUUAACGUCUUCACGUUCUUACAAGAUUUUUUGUGCAAAUGGUGUCAAUCAAAUGCUCAUUUGAUAACCAAAAUGUCAUAAGCAUUUUUUUUAUAUAGCAAAAAUUACUUUUUGUAAACUGUCCUUGCUAAAAUGAGUCAAAGGUGCAAAAAAAAAAAAAAAGAUUUUUUAAAGUAUGUCAAACUUUAUUUUUCAAAAACAAAUGAUGUCCAACAAAAGAUUUUUAGAUUUUUACCUUUUUCAAGAUGGAUAACUGAGAGCAUAAGAAUCUAAAGUGGUAGAACAUUAUUCCAGUGCCUUUCUUAGCUUGAUUGUAAAACAGUUCAAGUACUACGUGUCUUGUGUCUCUCUGAGGUACUUAGUCUCGUUCCCAUGAAUGUAAAAACAACUACGCCAGCCUUACCAGAAAAUUGGUUCUCCCAAAAUUCAGUGCAGUGAGUGAAAUGUCCCGUUUAUUUAUUGACGCUUUACGAUGUCAGUUUGUGCUUAGUUGGUUAAUGCUGUUCUAACAGAAAAUGACUGUUAAUCGUAUUUUUCUUUAUGUCUGUAACGUUUCGUUUUUACAAAUCAGUCUUUAACCAACACCAGCCAUGUUCAAAGCCCGAUCAUUGAUGCUCAGUUGUCCGCUAGCUUUACUUUCCAACACUACAUUAUCUGCUAAACAUCACUGCCUGAUUGGAAAUUUGGAGAAAACAUGUCUCUGAGGUACAAGUUAUUCUGGACCUGGACAUAUCUUGUGCAUCAUUGCAGCGUCUCUUGCUGAGGAGAUGACGAGCCCCUCUCUUGUUCCCCCACAUUGAGUCCCAUUUUGAAGUCACAAUUAUCCUCAUUACUGUCCAGUCUUGUAUGUGGUGGUGAUGAGAUCCAAGUUGUGAAAAACAGAAACUUCAAGUAAAGUUUCUGAGCAUGUCUGUAAUGCAUCUGUACAUUGUGUGGUUCCUCUCGUACUAAAUCAAGCUGCUACCUUCAAGUUUGAAGACGGUGUAUCUUCCUACAUUGCCUCCUCACGUGCAACGCCAAAACUAGAAGUAGCAAACACUCAACAUGGAACUUGUGUGUGGGGAAGAAGCUGAAGCAUGAUGCACAGGAGAUGGUGAUAUAUUUGAUCAUAUAUAUUGAUUUCCAUGAAUGUGAAAAUGCGUCCUUUUUUUUCGAUAAUCCUAAUCAUGUAUGUUUUGGUUUUUUUUGCUUUUCUUUGUGUAACUGUGACUGAACUGUAAAGAAUAAGUAUUGCACAAGUUCAUCUAUAGGGAAAGAUUUUUAUGAACCUUUAAUUUCAAAUGAGACUGAUAAGCUUUGAUGAAGAAAAACUGCACUAAGCUUUAGAUUAUUCAUAUCCCAAAUAAACGAUGUGAUUCAUGUCUUUAAACAUUUUCAAAAGGAAGGGGGUAGGAAAAUAACAUAUUGUCCAACUUAUGAAGCUAAUACAUUUCAACGCAAACAAGAGUCUUAAUGUUCGAGACAAACGACAGUCCAGGCUUACCCUCCUUCCUGUAGCAUUGUCCAAUCAUUUCACUGGAACAAAGAACGGUUUCUCAGUUUUUAAGAGCACAGCAGGUUCUUCACAUUCAGCCAAUACUUUGAUUUGAGCUCAUGUUUUAAGUUAACGGUCCAAACACGGCUCUAAUAUUUUAGGGCUUUGAUGAGAAUGAAGGUUGGAGUUAAUGUUUGUCUUCUAGUUUGCCAAUCAAGUUUUUUUUUUUUUUUUUUUUUGUUAUCCUCGUAUGUUCCUCUGUAAACUUCUCACCCACGUUGUCCCUUUUUUUUGUGUGUAUACCAGAUGUUUGUAAGAUAUGAUAAAGGAUUGUACUUGGGACGCUUUUGAAUAAAACCUUUUACUAAAAUGUA
Messenger RNA from Sebastes umbrosus (honeycomb rockfish), 3849 nucleotides. RefSeq lists its product as uncharacterized. The transcript is spliced from 6 exons. NCBI's taxonomy places the organism in Eukaryota, Metazoa, Chordata, Actinopteri, Perciformes, Sebastidae. The record is from RefSeq and is a predicted model, not a curated record. Gene Ontology annotation, cellular component: endoplasmic reticulum membrane; Golgi membrane. Gene Ontology annotation, biological process: sphingomyelin biosynthetic process; ceramide biosynthetic process. The coding region runs from base 425 to 1654 and encodes 409 amino acids. Gene Ontology annotation, molecular function: sphingomyelin synthase activity; ceramide cholinephosphotransferase activity; protein binding.